CCACGUCGCCCCGCCGCCGUAUGUACCCGUGCGCACAUGCUCUCGGCCAUCGCCGCACUCCCUAGAGCAGACGCUUCCCACUCGCCCUCUCGCCGCGCACGGCGCCUAUAAAACUCGCGUGACCCCCCGACCUAGCUACGGCGUUCGUGCGCUAGACACGAGGCGAACACUAGCUAGCUACUCCCUCCGUUCCAAGAUCACAACUCACAAGUAGAGAUCGACCGGGAUUGACCUUGAGCGCGAUGGACGCGGCGGCGCAGGCGGGGAGGAGGAGGCCGUCGGAGGUGAGGGCGGAGGGGCUGAUGCGGGGCGCGUGCGCCGCCCUGGCGACGGCGUCGGCGCUGCUGAUGGGGCUGGACACGCAGACGGAGACCGUGCUGCUCAUCAGGAAGAAGGCCACCGUCAAGGACGUCCACGCUCUCUGGGUGCUGACGGCGGCGGCCGGCGCGGCGGCGGGGUACCACCUGCUGCACCUGCUCCGGUGCCUCUACCUCGGCCGCUUCGCCCACAACCCCUGCCGCAACAGCAAGGCCCUGGCGUGGGCUUUCCUCCUCCUCGACAAGGGGUGCGCGUACGUGACGUUCGCGGCGACGGUGGCGGCGGCGCAGGCGUGCCUGAUCGCGCUGGACGGCGCGCAGGCGCUGCAGUGGAACAAGGUCUGCAACAUCUUCACCCGCUUCUGCCAGCAGGUCGCCGGGAGCCUCGUCUGCGGCGGGCUCGCCGCCGCCGGCACCGCCGUCCUCUCCGCGCUCUCCGCCCGCAACCUCUUCCGCCUCUACCCCUCGCUCUCCCACCCGCACCCGCACCCGCACCGCUCCUCCUCCACAAAGUAGGCGGCCCGGCCCAUCGUCAUACAGGGUGGGCUCCCCGAGCGCUAGCUAGUGUUGUUGGGCUGAAAACGCUCGGCCCGAUUACACCCAAGUUAGCUCCUUCUUGGGCUUCUCUUCUGUUCGAUAUGUAGACUAAAAAAAAAAUCUCUGUUCGAUAUGUUACUACUAGUGUGAGAAGGCUGCUCCAAAAAAAACUAGUGUGAGUGUACUGCAGUAGCGUAUUUGCCCCCCAAAAAAUAUGUAUUAGUGUGUUUGUAUGUAUGUAUUCUCCGUGUAUUGUUCAUAGACCGUGUAACCUCCUCCAGCACCUUGAGCGUUCAUGAAACCAGUAUUACUCAUAUCACUGGAUCCCAGAAUAAUGUCAAGCAAUUGUUUAGCUAAUUAUGCCGUUGAGCUAUA
Molecule: messenger RNA, 1229 nt
Organism: Triticum dicoccoides
Lineage: Eukaryota; Viridiplantae; Streptophyta; Magnoliopsida; Poales; Poaceae
Product: CASP-like protein 2C3
Exons: 3
Coding region: 243-833 (196 amino acids)
Source: RefSeq, a predicted model, not a curated record